Messenger RNA from Capsicum annuum, 1876 nucleotides. Its product is annotated as RING-H2 finger protein ATL47. The record is from RefSeq and is a predicted model, not a curated record. Gene Ontology annotation, biological process: protein ubiquitination. Gene Ontology annotation, molecular function: transferase activity. Lineage: Eukaryota; Viridiplantae; Streptophyta; Magnoliopsida; Solanales; Solanaceae.
AGGUACUAGUGAUUUUCAUCUUGAUGGCUUGGUAUAAUAGGAAGAUGCUAGUGUUAGGUAAAGAUAAAAUGGCUAUUUGUUUGAAUUGUUCACCAGAAAGGUGUCCUUAUGAAUGUGGGAUGGUUAAAUUUUUGGCACCUCCUUCGAAUCCUGCUAAGAGUGAUAAUCAUCGUAUGCCGUAUUAUUUUGUUAUCUUGCUUUGUGUACUUGGAGCAGUAUUUGUGUUCAUUUGUUAUAUGAUUACUCUUAAGAAGUAUAAAUUGAAUCCGAGGAGAAACGAUGAGGAUGUUAGUGGAGAUAAUGAUGAUUUUAUUGAUGAGAAUCCGGAUAUGGAUCAUCCGAUUUGGUACAUACAUACGAUUGGAUUGCCACAAUCUGUUAUUGAGUCGAUACAGGAGUUUAAGUAUAAAAAGAUUGAUUCUUUGAUCGAUGGAAUUGAUUGUUCUGUUUGUUUGACGGAAUUUGAAGAAGAUGAGAGUCUUAGGUUGUUGCCUAAAUGUAGUCACGCUUUUCAUGUUCCUUGUAUUGAUACUUGGUUAAGUUCACACAUGACUUGCCCGGUUUGUCGUGCUCCGAUUGUGUCUGAUUUGAAUGCUGCAUUAGGGAUAAACAAUGUGGAAGUUUCGUCGAUUGAUGUGAAUGGUUCUAGUGCAAAUGAGGUGACACCGGUGGAGAACGGAGGACGUAGUGGCAAUGAUUUGGAGAAUCAAGAAUUAGAUGAGGUGGGAAAUCGGGAAGUGAGUGUACGAGAUGAAAAUCUUGUUGCCUCGCAAAAUGAAGAAGGGAAACUUGUGGGAAGUUUGGAGAGAGUUCACGGUGUUGUUGAUGAAAGGGGAAAGGGAAAAGGUUUGCGAGUAUCGAGUGAUUUAGCUGAGCACCGGGGGAUUAAAGUAAAUGCUGCAAUUCAGUCAGCGUUGAGGUCGGUUUCAAUGGAUCCAUCGGCUGUUUUAGUCGUCAAUCGUGCUAUGAGUCAAAUGAAUUUGGGAAAUGGCGACGAAGGGUGUUCUAAUUCGAACGAUCAAGUGGCUGGAGGGAAGAUCGAAAAUUCUGAUGCAGCUGCGAAGAGAGGUAACAGAAACUCUAGCUUAUAUGAAGCGAUGAAGUGUUCUUCCUUUGGUCGUUCGUUACAAAAAGUGCCAAUUUAUAUGAAGAGGUCCUUCUCUACUAGUGGCAAGUCUUCAGCAUCCACAAGUGACAAAGAGGUCAAGAACACAAGUGACAAUCAAUGUAAAUUAAAAGACGUAAUGCAGCCAGCAGUGCGAUCAGCAUCAAUGGAUCAAUCAGCUAUUUCAGCGAUUCAUCGUGCUAUUAGUGAAAUGACUUUGGAAGAUGACGAGGAGUGUUCUAAUUCGAACGAUCAACUGGCUGAAACAGAAAAUUCUGAUGCAGCAACGAAGAGAGUAAACAGAAACUCGAGCUUAUAUGAAGCGAUGAAGUGUUCUUCCUUUGGUCGUUCGUUGCAAAGAGUGCCAAUUUAUAUGAAGAGGUCCUUCUCUACUAGUAGUGGCAAAGUGUUCAGCAUUGACAAGUGACAAUCAAUGUAAGUGAAGCGUAAAGACUUUGCUUUCUUGAGUUUCAGUAGGGUUUGAGUAUUUGGCAUUUGGAAACCUAUCAAAAGCAUAUUGGCAAUGUUGUUGAUGAUACUGUUGAAUUCGAUCUGUACGCUUUACAAUCUUUGAUGAUGAAGCCAGAAAUGUAUCGUCGAUGCUAGUUCUUCUGAAUGUGAAUGAUAAACUAGAAUUCUGAAACAGAAUCAUCAAAUUCAGGAAUUUCACUUUGUUGAAAGGAAAAAGAUACCAUUAUUUUGGAAACAUUGUAAAGCAUGCUGAAUGCUUUUGAUAUCUAUGACCAUCUGUUGUCUACUGUGUUUCGGUUA